AUGGCCAAUACGGAAUCAUUUGAGGUUGAAACAGAUGAUUGGAUUACUGAUUCAUUACCAUUAAAUGAAGAAGAAGCAGAAAUACCUCCACCAAUACCGCCAAAAGAAAUUACAUCAUCAAUAUUUUUGCAACAACAACAACAACAACAACAAAAUUCACAACCUCAAUUAUCAAAGAAAUUAAGAAAAAAUGAAAACGAUAAUAUACUGAAGAAUCAAACUAAUGAUAUAUUACAAAAAUUAAAACAAUCUGAAGAUUCUUCAAGUAUUAGAUCAUCAAUUCAAUUAUCUACAACAUUUCAAAAAACUCCUUUAAAUCCAUUAACUACAAAAGAAGAUGCAAGUUCAGUUGUAUCAAAAGAUUCAAAUAAUGGUAAUAAUAUGAAUGGUAGUAACAAUAAUAGUGAAAGUGAAAAUGAUAAACAACCAAAAUUUCUUAAAAAUUUACAAGAAUUUGAUGCAAAUAAUCAAUUACAAAAAAGCAAUAGUAAUAAUAGUAAUACAGAACUACAACCAUCAUUAGAUGAAGUCAAAUUAGCAUCUCCCAAAAUUAUAACUUAUAGAAAAUCAAAAAGAACUUCAAGUGAUGUAACUUUUGAUUCAAUUGGAUCAACUAUACCAACAACUCCACCCCCAUCAAGUAAAUAUGAUACAAGAUUAUAUUCAGAUGAAUUUUAUAAAGAUUCAAAAUACAGAUUAGCGAUAAUGAAAAGAAAUAUAGAAUUUCAUCAAUUAUUUAAAUCAUUAGAUUUAACUGAUAGAUUAUUAGAUGAUUUUUCAUGUGCAUUAAGUAGAGAAAUUCUUUUACAAGGUAGAACUUAUAUUAGUGAAAGUUAUAUAUGUUUUAAUUCAAAUUUAUUAGGUUGGGUUACAAAUUUAGUUUUAAAAUUUGAGGAUAUUAUAAAAUUUGAAAAAAGAUCAACUGCAGGUUUAUUUCCAAACGGUAUUAGUAUUGAAACAGAGGAUGGUUCAGUACAUACUUUUGCAAGCUUUUUAUCUAGAGAUCAAACUUAUGAUUUAAUGAUAACGGUAUGGAAGGGUAAAACAGGUAGAGUCAAUCAAGAAAAUCAACCAAGAAUAAGUGAAGAUCAAGCAAAUCAAGCAUUACAAGCCAUAACGGAAAACAAUAACGGCCAAUCACCAAGAAUACAAAACUAUAUAAUGUCAUUAGAUGGGGAUGAUGACGCAGUACUGAAAAUAGAAGAAGAGGAUGAAGAAGAAGGAGAUUUAUCAGAUGAAGAAGAAGAAGAUGAAGAAGAUCAUAUUGAUGAAAAUGAGGAUGUUGAAUCACUUCGGAAUGGAGACGCAUUAACACCAACUAAAACACUAUCCAAAAUUGUAAAAUUAAAACCUGAAAGUAAAUAUUCGAAUAAAGGACCAGAUACUCAUUCACCAACAACUGCAAAAUAUACAAAAUUCCCACAAGAGAUAGAAUUAAUAGAGGAAAACAUACAAGCACCAGUGGGUAUAGUAUUCAAUAUAUUAUUUGGAACACAUGAUGAAUUUCAAAAGAAUUUCUUGCUAAGUCACGAUGGACUGGAAAUAUCAGAAUUUGUCGAAUUUAGACCUUCAUAUGAUGAUCCAACAGUACUAGCUAGAGAAUAUACAUAUAGAAGAAGUUUAGGUUAUUCAAUAGGUCCUAAAUCAACUAGAUGUGAAGUCACAGAAACUAUUGAACAUUUAAAUUUUGCUGAUUACAUUGUAGUUACAACAACAACUCAAACUCCUGAUGUACCUUCAGGUUCUGUAUUUCAAGUUAAAACUAGAUAUGUUUUCACAUGGGGAGAUAAUAAUUCGACAAAUUUAUUAAUUAGUCAUUAUGUUGAUUGGAAAGGGAAAUCAUGGAUGAAAUCAGUAAUUGAAAAACUGUCCCUAAGUGGUUCAACUACAAUUGUAAAUGAAUUAAUAAAAGAAUUAAAAGAUGAAAUUAGGAGAAAUACUAUAAGUGAUACAUUACUUAAAUCUCCAAAAAAGAAGAAAGUCAAGAUCAUAGAUGAAAAACAAUCAAAACUAUUAACUCCAACUACACAAAAUACAGGCACAACCACAAUAACCACAGAAAUACUAAAUAUUCAAAAACUAGAUAUUUUAAUAAUCCUAGCAAUAAUUAUAGUAUUCUUACAAUCAUUAAUACUAUACGGUAUAUAUAUAAAGUAA
This is a messenger RNA of Lodderomyces jiufengensis, 2157 nucleotides long. RefSeq lists its product as uncharacterized. The record is from RefSeq and is a predicted model, not a curated record. Lineage: Eukaryota; Fungi; Ascomycota; Pichiomycetes; Serinales; Debaryomycetaceae. Gene Ontology annotation, biological process: intracellular sterol transport. Gene Ontology annotation, molecular function: sterol binding; sterol transfer activity. The coding region runs from base 1 to 2157 and encodes 718 amino acids. The transcript has a single exon. Gene Ontology annotation, cellular component: cortical endoplasmic reticulum; plasma membrane; mitochondrion.